AUGCCCGAUGAACCAAACUUGAAGCUGCAGGGUAUGUGGAUGCUUCUACUGCGCAUUGUUCCUUUACACGAGUCAGAGGACACAGCUUGGUUUGCUGUUAAUGGAGUGCCCAUUCGGUAUUCAAUGAGAGAGCAUGCUCUCAUCUCGGGAUUGGACUGCCAUGACUACCCGGCUAAGUAUAAGAAGAUUGGAAGCUUUGCGUUUGUAGACAGGCAUUUCAAAUCACAUAAGGAGAUCACGAUGAUAUUUGUGAGAGAGAAGUUGUUGAGUAUGAGUGUGUGUGGGGAUCGACUCAGGAUGGCAGUGCUUUACUUCUUAGGCACGAUUAUCAGAGGGAAGGGAAGGUAUAAUGCCCCUUUUGACCCUUUCAUAUUAAGAGUCGUUAACGAUGUGGAGGUUUGUAAAACCUUUCCUUGGGGUCGCUUGACGUUUGAAGAUGCUCUCCGGUCCAUCACUCGCGUGAUGAAGCAUCUGAAAGGGAAACCUAAGAGUAAUGUCAACUUUCCCGGGUUCAUAAUUCCUUUUGAAAUCCUGGCAUUUGAGUGUAUUCCAGCUCUGAAAGCACGAUUUAGAGAAGGUGUAGAUAGCUGUAUGAGUAAGUGUCCGAGGAUGUGUAAAAAGCGGUUCCAAAGUAACAGCAUGAAGGGUUAUCCUCUUGAGGAUUUGUACGACACACUUCGAGAAAUUAAGGUUAUUGAUAGUGUUCUUGUUCCUACUGUUGAUAAGGAACCUCUCAUGGCACGCAUAAUGGCUGGGGAGCCAGACUAUGAAAAUGAAGAAGGCGUGAGUAAUUUGUGGAGCACAUGGUUGACUGUUAAGGAGAAGUCUAUCUUUUGGCAAGAACUCUAUGAGUUAGAUGUGGCUGCAAGGGAGUUUCCUCAGAAGAAAGACAAAAGAAAAGUGCAUGAAGAAGCAUCCUCCUCUAAUACAAGUUUGGAGGACGUUUUGAAAGGGUUUGAAGAGAGGUUGAUGACAUGUUUGAGUGAAGUGAAUGGGAAGGUGGAGAAAAUGAACAAGAGGCUUGGGAAAUUUGAAACUUGCCAAAAGGCCAAGAAGGUGGAGACAUUGGACGAGAGAAUUGAUGGCAUUGAGAAAGAAAUGAAGGAAAUGAAAGAGAAGGAGGAGGAUAACGAGAACAAUGAGGGUUUCGACUACCAAGGGAUGGAUUAUGACUGGGGUGGGCAGCGGAAUGACCGCAAUGGAGUGGACGCAACAACUAAAGAACCUGAAGAUGCAGAUAUGGUUGAAAAUACAGAGGUGGUAGAAGAGAAAAAAAGUGAAGAAGAGGCUCAGAAGGACGAUAGAGAGAGUGAAGAAGAGGCUCAGAAGGACGUUAGAGGUUCUGAGGAAGAGAGAGAACCUGGACCUGAAGCAGUUGCUGAAGAAGACAAAGAAAAAGAGGAUGAAAAAGUUGAGAAUGAAAAAAUAUCUGAGAAAGAACCUGAUGAGGUUCAAGAUGAGGUUGAGAUGAAUGAAGCCAAUGAGAUUGAAGAAGAGGUUGAAACAAAGGCUCGGGUUGAAGUUGAAACCGAGAAAACUCCUACACCACCACGUGGUAGGACUAAGGCAGCAGCCGCGAGGAGAAAAGUCCUUACAACACCAGAGAAGUUGUUCGAAAAGGAUGAAAAAAUGGUGGAGGAAGAGGUGGAAGAACCUGAGGAAGAGGCUGAAGAAAUGGUGGAGGAUGAGGUGGAAGAACCCGAGAAAGAGACUGAAAAAUAUACUGAGGAAGAAAAGCAAGAGUGGUACAUGGUUGUCUACGAAGGCAGUAUUUGUGAAACGAAGGAAGCUGACAAGGGAGCAGCCAAGCCUUUUGGAACUGGGGUCAAGCAUAGGACAAAGCAAAUGGCGUUGAGGAAGCAGGCUCCUAAGCCGAGGGGUAGACCGAGAAAGUUUACUCAACCAAAGAAGUUCACAACGCCAUAA
Brassica oleracea var. oleracea is the source of this 1926-nucleotide messenger RNA. RefSeq lists its product as uncharacterized. Lineage: Eukaryota; Viridiplantae; Streptophyta; Magnoliopsida; Brassicales; Brassicaceae. Bases 1 to 1926 code for a protein of 641 amino acids. The transcript has 5 exons. The record is from RefSeq and is a predicted model, not a curated record.